AUGUCCAAAGUCACGCUCGCUCUCGUUGCCGCAGGCGGCGCCGCGUUCGGAGCAGCAACCACGGCCGCCCUGUUCCCUCGCAAGACCGCCAGCCCGGUCAGCGUCAACACCCCCGCCGCUCCAUUCCCUACUCCCGCUGCCAAUGUGCCACUAGCUGUCGGCAAACCCGCCGGUGUCCAGGAAGCUCUCGCUGCUGUCGCCCGAUCCGUCGACCCUAAUGGUCUCUACCAAUACGGAUUCCCUGGCCCUGUGUCGGACUUGAGGGCAGCCGCAUCCCUGACCUCUGCAUACGAUCGCAGAACGCGAAACCCGGCGUGGGUGGUCGAGCACAUUACCCCCGAAUCGCUCAAGAACAGCAAUGCCGACCGCAAGCACUCUGUGUUCGUCGAGGACGACGCCAUACCAGAAAAGUUCCGCGCGAAGCUCAAGGAUUACUUCCGCAGCGGCUAUGACAGAGGCCACCAGGUUCCUGCUGCAGACGCAAAGUGGUCGCAGCAAGCCAUGGAUGAUACAUUUGCGUUGAGCAACAUGUGUCCUCAGGUUGGCGAGGGGUUCAACAGAGAUUACUGGGCUCAUUUCGAGGAUUUCUGCCGUCGUCUCACUGGACGCUAUCCUUCUGUGAGAAUAGUGACUGGGCCUUUGUAUUUGCCCAGGAAAGAGGCAGAUGGCAAGUGGAGGGUUAGCUACGAGGUCAUUGGUAACCCUCCCAACGUUGCUGUGCCCACGCAUUUUUACAAGGUCAUUUUCGCGGAAGAUGGAAAGAUUGGCGGAAAUGUUGCUUUGGGUGCUUUUGUGUUGCCUAAUGCGAGGAUUGCGAAUGACAAGCCUCUGCAAGACUUUGAGGUGCCCCUUGAGGCUGUGGAAAGAGCAUCUGGCCUUGAGUUCGCAGCGCUGCUUCCUCCGGCACAAAGAAAGUCGCUGUGCAAGGAAAUCAAGUGCUCCAUCAUCGUCAAGGAUUACUCGCAAAGGCAAAAGACACUGGCCAACCCUCCACCGCCUCCCAAGGCCAAUCUAUAA
Molecule: messenger RNA, 1017 nt
Organism: Aureobasidium namibiae CBS 147.97
Lineage: Eukaryota; Fungi; Ascomycota; Dothideomycetes; Dothideales; Saccotheciaceae
Product: mitochondrial nuclease
Exons: 2
Coding region: 1-1017 (338 amino acids)
Biological process (GO): apoptotic DNA fragmentation
Cellular component (GO): nucleus; mitochondrial inner membrane
Molecular function (GO): single-stranded DNA endonuclease activity; metal ion binding; nucleic acid binding
Source: RefSeq, a predicted model, not a curated record